AUGAUUCGGGUCAAAGACCCUAAGAAAUCGGUUGAAUUCUACAAAUUUCUCGGCCUAAACCAAAUCCAACAGCUUGAUUUCCCGGAUAACAAAUUCUCCCUCUACUUCCUCGCCUACAACGGCCCGCACUCCCUCCAGGGCGACCGCCACUGGACAGACCGCAACGCCGUGCUCGAACUCACUCACAACCACGGCACCGAGAACGACCCCAACUACAGCAUCACAAACGGCAACACAGAGCCGCACCGCGGCUACGGUCACAUCGCCAUCUCCGUCGACAACAUCGAGGCCGCCUGCCAGCGACUCGAAGAUGCCGGGCACGUUUUCCAGAAGAAGCUCACGGAGGGCCGCAUGAAGCACAUCGCUUUCGUUAAGGAUCCCGAUGGAUACUGGGUUGAGAUCAUUAAGCGCCAGGAUGAGUCGAUUAGCACGACUACGGAUCCCGCGUCCUACCGCUUGAACCAUACUAUGCUGCGUGUUAAGGACGCCGAGGCGAGUCUUAAGUACUACCAGGAGGUAAUGGGCAUGAAGCUUGUUAGGACGAUUGAGAACAAGGAGGCUGGCUUCAACCUUUACUUCUUGGGGUACCCUGCGUCGAACCCACAGGCUGCUGAGGGGGCUAGGAACCCCGUUGCUGAGUGGGAGGGCUUGCUUGAGUUGACGUGGAACUACGGCACUGAGAAGCAGGAGGGCAAGGUUUACCACAAUGGUAAUGAUGAGCCGCAGGGCUUUGGACAUAUUUGUGUCUCCGUCGAUGACCUGAACGCCGCCUGCGAGCGAUUCGAGUCGCUCAACGUCAACUGGAAGAAGCGCCUAACGGAUGGCCGGAUGAAGAACGUUGCGUUUGUUCUUGACCCCGAUGGAUACUGGAUUGAGGUUAUUCAGAACGAGGCUUUGAAGCGCACGAGUAACUGGUGA
Molecule: messenger RNA, 918 nt
Organism: Aspergillus mulundensis
Lineage: Eukaryota; Fungi; Ascomycota; Eurotiomycetes; Eurotiales; Aspergillaceae
Product: lactoylglutathione lyase GLO1
Exons: 3
Coding region: 1-918 (305 amino acids)
Molecular function (GO): metal ion binding; lactoylglutathione lyase activity
Source: RefSeq, a predicted model, not a curated record